Diprion similis is the source of this 1143-nucleotide messenger RNA. RefSeq lists its product as uncharacterized. Lineage: Eukaryota; Metazoa; Arthropoda; Insecta; Hymenoptera; Diprionidae. Bases 149 to 1024 code for a protein of 291 amino acids. The transcript is spliced from 6 exons. The record is from RefSeq and is a predicted model, not a curated record.
UGGGAAAAAAGCAUUCCGCACACCCUUCGGCAUCCUUGACACCGUCGCCGCUGCUGCUACUGGGGCUGAUUCUUCUCUCGCUCUGCUGGGGGUAAAUCCGCUCGUUUGACCGCAGAUUUCACUCGGUUAACGCAAAGCUAGUCGAGACAUGGAUUGGAUCCUAGGGAUUAUCCUCGUCACCGCAAUCAUCCUCUCCGUUCCAUCCAAAAUCGAGGCUCUGAGAAUGAUGGAGCUAGUGAUACCGAAGCACGUUGUGCGGGGGCAGAACGUUAAACUCGAAUGCAACUUUGAGCUGGACAAGGAAACGCUUUAUUCUGUAAAAUGGUACAAAGAUGGUAACGAGUUUUACCGAUACGUCCCGAAGGAAAUGCCGCCCGUUACCAACUUCUUACUACCCGGCGUAACGGUGGACAUUCACAAUUCCACCGAAAGAUUGGUCGUACUCCAAAAGGUCACGCUAAUGAGCUCGGGUCGGUACAGAUGCGAAGUUUCCGCCGAAGCUCCCUCGUUUACAACAGUUUCUGAUCACGCGGACAUGUUGGUUAUCGCUCUACCAGAAGAAGGACCAGUGAUCACAGGAAGGCCUGGACGACAACGAUUCCGAGUCGGAGAUGUUGUCCGUUUCAAUUGCACUUCGUCGAAAUCAAAGCCGCCAGCAAUAUUGAGCUGGUUUAUUAACGGGGAGCCGGUCAAAGCUCAAUACCUGAGAGGCCCGCACAUAACGGGAGUUGAUCACGAGGGGUUGGAAACCCCGGUUUUGGGUCUGGAGUUUCGGUUGCAGUCGAAUCACUUCAAGCGUGGCGACAUGAAGAUUAAAUGUCUCGCGACGAUAGCUACCGUGUACUGGAAAUCGAACGAGCAGAGCAUCGAGGGUGAUAAACCGGUCAAAGCACCGGCCAUGGAAAGCCGCGAGACCAGAGCCCAAGGGCACACUCAUGCCGAGCAUAUUUUGGCGAGCAGUGCUCGGAAGACUAUCGAAUCUUGGCUGAUACUCGUGACAGCAGCUUUAAUUUUACUGCGAUAAAAAGAUACCUUCAACAUAUACACAUACAUACGCCUGCCUCUUCCAAAAAAGCAGCCCAUCAUUUUAGACUUUGUUUGAUGAAUUUCCUUCACGGCGAAGAAGGAGAAAAGAUAAGGAAA